Messenger RNA from Neopsephotus bourkii (Bourke's parrot), 2513 nucleotides. RefSeq names its product copine 7 (gene CPNE7). Lineage: Eukaryota; Metazoa; Chordata; Aves; Psittaciformes; Psittacidae. The transcript has 16 exons. Gene Ontology annotation, molecular function: calcium-dependent phospholipid binding. The coding region runs from base 495 to 2222 and encodes 575 amino acids. Gene Ontology annotation, cellular component: plasma membrane. Gene Ontology annotation, biological process: cellular response to calcium ion. The record is from RefSeq and is a predicted model, not a curated record.
GAAGCGUGGGCUGUGUGUUGGGAGCUCGCCUGGAGCGGGAGCAUCUGUCCUGGCACGGCCUCCGGUGCUGGGGACCCCGCUGAGCCACGGCGCCUGCUGGUGGGCUCUGCGCCGGAGCCGGCAGCGAGGCAGUUAACGGAGCUUGUCAUCUCCCUCUUAGGGCUUCGCUCCCGAGCUGCAGCUUGAGUCAGUUGUGUGGAGGUGGCAGCGGCGGCAGCUCCGGCUGGCACACCGGCUCCGGCUGGCACACCGACCCCAGACCCCUGCAAAGACCAAGGCACCGGCACCCAGGGUUCUGUGGAGCCCCUGGGACUGGAACCAGCCCCCCACUUCAAACAGGGUCCCCUCCACACACCAGAGCAUCCCACCAACGCACCAGGGACCUGCCAGACCCCACAGGCCUGGCACCGUGGGGCAGCGUGCCCCGGGCAUGACGGGUGCCUGCACAGCUCCCUGACAGCAGCAAAGGCAGCAGCCGCCCCAUUGCCCCCCACAUGCCCUUCUCCCACGGAGCCGCCUGCCCCCCAUCUCGCCUGGCCCCCCAGCGCCCCAUGGGCACCAUGGGUGAGGGGCACGAGCCGUCCCCGCAGGCCUCGCUGGCCGUGCUCUCCAAGGUGGAGCUGCGGGUGAGCUGCAAGCACCUCCUGGACCGCGACACGCUCAACAAGUCUGACCCCUGCGUCCUGCUGCUGAUGCAGUCCCAGGGACAGUGGACGGAGGUGGACCGCAGCGAGGUCAUCAAAAGCAACCUCAACCCCGUGUUCGCCAAGAUCUUCACGGUGGAUUACUACUUCGAGGAGGUGCAGAAGCUGCGGUUUGAGGUGUACGACAGCCACGGGCACGCCGGCGUGGGCACGCACGACGAUGACUUCCUGGGGGGCAUGGAGUGCACCGUGGGGCAGAUCGUGGCGCAGAAGAGGGUGACAAAGCCGCUGUUCCUCAAGUACGGCAAGUUCGCCGGCAAGUCCACCAUCACGGUGAUCUCGGAGGAGAUCUCGGGGAACAACGGGUACGUGGAGCUCGCCUUCAGGGCCAAGAAGCUGGAUGACAAGGACCUCUUCAGCAAGUCGGAUCCCUUCCUGGAGAUCUACCGCAUCGACGACGACCGCAGCGAGCAGCUCGUGUAUCGCACGGAGGUGGUGAAGAACAACCUGAGCCCCGUAUGGGAGCCCUUCAAGGUCUCUCUUAACUCGCUCUGCAGCUGCGAGGAGAAGAGGAAGCUGAGGUGCGUGGUGUGGGACUACGACUCGCGCGGCAAACAUGACUUCAUUGGCGAGUUCUUCACCACCUUCGAGGAGAUGCAGAAAGCGAUGGGGGAGAACAAGGUGCAGUGGGACUGCAUGAACCCCAAGUACAAGAUCAAGAAGCGCAACUACAAGAACUCGGGAGUCGUGGUGCUGCUGGACCUGAAGAUCCACAGGGUCUACUCCUUCCUGGACUACAUCAUGGGCGGCUGCCAGAUCCACUUCACGGUGGCCAUCGACUUCACCGCCUCCAAUGGGGACCCCCGCAACAGCUGCUCCCUGCACUACAUCAACCCCUACCAGCCCAACGAGUACCUCAAGGCGCUGGUCGCGGUGGGAGAGAUCUGCCAGGACUACGACAGCGAUAAGAAAUUCUCAGCUCUGGGCUUUGGUGCAAGGAUCCCCCCCAAGUAUGAGGUCUCCCAUGAUUUUGCCAUCAACUUCAACCCUGAUAACGAUGAAUGUGAGGGCAUCCAGGGCGUUGUGGAGUCCUACCAGAGCUGCCUGCCCAAAAUCCAGCUCUAUGGCCCCACCAACGUGGCCCCCAUUAUCUCCAAGGUGGCUCGUGUGGCGGCCAACGAGGAGCGGACCAAGGAGGCUUCGCAAUACUUCAUCCUGCUGAUCCUGACGGACGGAGUGGUGACGGACAUGGCGGACACGCGGGAGGCCAUCGUCCGCGCCUCCUACCUGCCCAUGUCCAUCAUCAUCGUCGGGGUGGGCAACGCCGACUUCACUGACAUGCAGAUCCUGGAUGGGGAUGACGGCAUCCUGCGCUCCCCCAGGGGCGAGCCCGUCCUGCGGGACAUCGUCCAGUUCGUCCCCUUCCGGGAGUUCAAGAACGCAUCUCCAACAGCCUUGGCCAAGUGCGUGCUGGCGGAGGUGCCCAAGCAGGUUGUGGAAUACUACAGCUACAAGGCCUUCCCCCCGCGUUGCCCCCGCUCAGAGACCCCUGACUCCAACCUCAGCUCCCCCCAGUGAGCCCCCCCAUUGUGGUGUGGGGACUGACAGGGUCCCUGCCAUACCCCAGCCCUGCUUUAGCCCCCUCCUCACCGAGCCAGGGGGCACUGGGAGCCAGCAGCCUGUCCCCACUGGCUAUGGGGAUAUGGGGACAGCCCCGGUGCCCUGGUGCAGGACUCCCUGGCCGGCAUUGCCCACUCCCGGUGCUCAGCACCUCCCUGCCUGUUUCUGCUUGGUCCCUGUUGUCCCUUGUGGUCCUCUCAGUCCCUGCUCGUCUGUUGCUGUGACAUCGUUUGGAGGCUGCAUGACAAC